Molecule: messenger RNA, 2253 nt
Organism: Cicer arietinum (chickpea)
Lineage: Eukaryota; Viridiplantae; Streptophyta; Magnoliopsida; Fabales; Fabaceae
Product: glycosyl hydrolase 5 family protein-like
Biological process (GO): polysaccharide catabolic process
Molecular function (GO): hydrolase activity, hydrolyzing O-glycosyl compounds
Source: RefSeq, a predicted model, not a curated record
AAAAAAAAUCUUCCACUCAAAUUCAAGAUGUUAAGAAAAGCCUUUGAAUUCCAAUCUAUGUUUCUCCUUCUCCUUAUUUUCAUCUCUUCAUUACAAUCAUCAAAUGCUUAUCCAUUAUCAACAAAAUCAAGAUGGAUCAUAGAUGAUUCAACAAGUGAACGAGUGAAACUUGUUUGUGGCAAUUGGGCUGGUCACCUUCAACCAAUGAUCCCUGAGGGUCUUGAUAGAAGACCUCUAAAGGAACUUGUUGGUGAACUUGUACAAAAAAAAUUCAAUUGUGUUAGAUUAACAUAUGCAAUUUACAUGUGGACAAGACAUGGACAUGACAUUGUUAAUGAAACUUUUAGUGAUUUGGAUGCACCUGAGGCUGUGGAUGGUAUUGCUAAGUAUAAUCCUUUUGUUUUGAAAAUGACUCACAUUGAAGCUUUUGAUGCUGUGGUUAAUGAACUUGCUGCUCAAAAUGUUAAAGUGUUGCUUGAUAAUCAUGUUAGUGAACCUAAAUGGUGUUGUAAUGAUGAUGAUGGAAAUGGUUUCUUUUAUGAUAGACAUUUUGAUCCUCAAGAAUGGAUUCAUGGACUUACUUUGGCAGCCAAACACUUUAAUGGACAUCAUCAUGUUGUAGCAAUGAGCUUAAGGAAUGAAUUACAUGGUCCACGCCAAAAUCUAAAAGAUUGGUACAAAUACAUGAGCCAAGCAGCACUAUCCAUUCAUAAGGCAAAUCCAAAUGUGCUUGUGGUUAUCUCAGGUUUAAUCUAUGACACAGAGUUACAAUUUUUAAGGAACAAACCAUUGAACAUAGACAUAGGUAAAAAAAUGGUGUAUGAAACACAUUUGUAUUCAUUUUCUGGAAUUGGAACACUCAAAUUGAGAGAUAUUUGGACUAAACAACCAUUGAAUAGAAUAUGCGCAAAUACCGUUAGAGGGUUGGAUCAAAGAGCUGGUUUUCUUACAAUUGGUGAGAAUGCAGUUCCUUUGAUUAUAUCAGAGUUUGGAUUUGAUCAGACAGGUUCUUCAGUUGAGGAUAACAGGUUUUUGACAUGUCUUCAAACAUAUCUUGUUGGAAGAGACUUGGAUUGGGGUUUAUGGGCUUUUCAUGGUAGUUAUUAUGUUAGAGAAGACAAAGUUCAGCUUGAUGAGUCAUUUGGUGUUUUGGAUGCUACUUGGCAUAACCUUAGGUACCCUAAUUUCACUGACAAGUUCCAACUCUUGCAAAGGAUGAAUCAAGAUCCUACUUCCAAACUCCCCAAAGCAUAUAUCAUGUACCACCCUCUUACUGGUAAAUGUGCACAAGUGAAUGAAAAGAAUGAACUUGAAAUUGGUAGUUGUGGAGAGAAUAAAAAUAGAUGGAUAUAUGAUGGAUCUCAAAUCUUAUGGAAUGGAACUAAAAAGUGCUUAACUGCAUCUGGUGAAGAUCUUCCAGUUUCUGUUUCUGAUGAUUGCAAAAGCAAGAACAGUUCAUGGAAACCUGUAUCACUUUCUAGGCUUCAUUUGGCUACAUCACAUGAUCAAAAUGGAAAACAACUUUGCUUGCAUAAGGAUUCAAAUUCUUCUGUUGUUGUAACUUCAAAAUGUAUUUGCAUAAAUGAUGAUUCUCUUUGUCUUGAUGAUCCUCAGAGUCAAUGGUUCCAACUUGUUGCCACCAAUGUUUAGUUUGAUCUUAGGAAUUUCUCUAUUAAUAAAUUUAGGUUUAUGAAUGAAUAUUAUUGUUGAAGAAAAUUUAUCUUUUUAGUUUUAUCAAAUUGAGGUUUUAAGGUUAUGUUUAAGUUUUUUUAUGCAAUCACAUGAUAGACUAAGACAUUUCUUUAUCUAUUUCCCAUUGAUGAUUAUAAUAGAACUAUGGCAUGAAGACACAUCAUUUGAGCACCUCUUUUAUUUACAAUCAUGACACUGGGGGGAUGGAAAGGACAUAUUCAUACUCAAAUCAUGCUAUUUACCAUUAUCAUCUAUUAUAUACCAAAACUCUAAAGAAAGCAAUUUCAAUUUCUACACAUAACACAAACCAUAAUAUAAAUUAGGAGAAUUAACAUAAUUAGGAAAUUAACUGGAGAAUUAGGGGCUGACGUUGGAGCACGAUCCAACACACGUGAGAAGGGGGGUGAAUUCAACCAUUUGGUUGCUGAUGUAUUGCAACCACAUGGGUGUUGGGUAUGUAAGAAGAAGGGGAAUAGUAAGUGGUGUAAUCAAUGGAGGAAGAGAGAAGGAUGCAAGAAUGAGUGUAUAACAUUUGGUGAUUGGGAACAGAGACACAUUUUG